CAAAGAAGAAGAUAAGUGAGGGGCCAACUUCGGUUUGUUCUAGAAAUUAACGACUUGCAACCAAUGAAAAACAAACACGUGUACAUAUCUGCGUGGUCUUGACCUGUUCUGGUUUGCUCACCACCUGUAUAUAAAGAACAACCGCCUCCAGAAUUGUUGUAAAACUCUCAUCAACUCAAUCAUUUCGUGGCCAUCUCUCUCUAAUCACAAAACCAAAAAUGGGUCGCCGUAGCUCAGGAGGAAGAUCUGCACCUCGUCCCCGUCCUGCUGCUGCACGUAGCCCUCCUCCUCAAACUGUAAACCGUGCACCUCCUCCAGCACCAGCAGCUCAGGCUAGCGGUGGUGGUGGCAUGCUCUCAGGCAUUGGUUCAACCAUUGCUCAGGGUAUGGCUUUUGGAACCGGAAGUGCUGUUGCGCAUAGGGCUGUUGAUGCUGUGAUGGGCCCACGAACCAUUCAGCAUGAAGGUGUUGAGACUGCCUCUGCUUCUGCGUCUGCUGCUCCUGCUGCAGGCGGCAUGUUUUCCAGCUCCUGUGAUCUUCAUGCUAAGGCUUUCCAAGAUUGCGUCAGCAGCUAUGGAAGCGAUAUCAGCAAGUGUCAGUUCUACAUGGACAUGUUGUCCGAGUGCAGGAAGAACUCCGCUUCCACUAUUGGUGCCUGAUGAUUCAAGGCUCAUGUUUUUAUUUGCUUUUAUUUACAUUUUUAUUUACGAAACUAUUCAUCAGCUGGUGAUUUAUGCUGAGAAUUUGAAUAUCCUCAAAAAUCCUAUUUCAUUUCCAGAACCAGAAGUCUUUUGUGUUUUUCGUUUAUAAGAACUUUGGGUUAUUUCCCUUUUCUUAAUCGAAUAAUGCAUUAUGGAUUCGUAAUAAUAAAGCUUUCUCGAUUA
Messenger RNA from Brassica rapa (field mustard), 884 nucleotides. RefSeq names its product coiled-coil-helix-coiled-coil-helix domain-containing protein 10, mitochondrial. Gene Ontology annotation, biological process: mitochondrion organization. Gene Ontology annotation, cellular component: nucleus; mitochondrion. NCBI's taxonomy places the organism in Eukaryota, Viridiplantae, Streptophyta, Magnoliopsida, Brassicales, Brassicaceae. The record is from RefSeq and is a predicted model, not a curated record.